CCCGCCUCUCCCGCGCGCAGACACGCGCCCGCGCCUCCAGUCGGCACAAAGACAGCGCGGCUGGGGGGGGACCCUGGGGGCCACGCACGUGGGAACCCGCGGCUGCUCUCGCCCAGGUACUUCUUCCAUGGACCCGGCUCACUCAAGGAUCUAGGUCUCUCCCACUGCGGAAAGAAGAUAAUUCUGUCAAGCAGACCAGGGACAACUGGUUUGGAUUCUACUCUGUGCGUCUAAAUCUUCAAUUCUGCUGAGAGUGAGACGCUCUGGGACCCUAGAACCCCAGAAACACCCUGCCAAACCCACCUCCACCAUGGGGGCCGCGACUCGGCUCUUGGCAGGGGUCUUUCUAGCUUUGCUCGUCCUGUCUACCGAAGGUGGGGUCCUCAAGAAAGUCAUCCGGCACAAGCGGCAGAGUGGGGUGAACGUCAGCCUGCCGGAGGAGAGUCAGCCGGUGGUGUUUAACCACGUCUACAACAUCAAGCUGCCGGUGGGAUCCCAGUGCUCGGUGGAUCUGGAGUCGGCCAGUGGAGAGAAAGACCUGGCCCCCACACCGGGGCCCGGCGAAAGCUUCCAGGAGCGCACAGUGGAUGGGGAGAACCAGAUCGUGUUCACGCACCGCAUCAACAUCCCCCGCCGGGCCUGCGGCUGUGCCGCCGCCCCUGACGUCAAGGAGCUGCUGAGCAGGCUGGAGGAGCUGGAGAGCCUGGUGUCCUCCCUGCGCGAGCAAUGCGCCGCCGGAGCCGGCUGCUGUCUCCAGCCCGCCGAAGGCCGCCUGGACACCAGGCCCUUCUGCAGUGGCCGGGGCAACUUCAGCGCCGAAGGAUGUGGCUGUGUGUGUGAACCUGGUUGGAAAGGCCCCAACUGCUCUGAGCCGGACUGCCCAGGCAACUGUCACCUUCGCGGCCAGUGCGUGGACGGGCAGUGUGUCUGUGAGGAGGGCUUCACCGGCGAGGACUGCAGCCAGCUGGCCUGCCCCGGUGACUGCAAUGACCAGGGCAAGUGUGUGAACGGGGUGUGCGUCUGUUUCGAGGGCUACUCGGGAGCUGACUGCAGCCGGGAGAUCUGCCCUGUGCCCUGCAGCGAGGAGCACGGCACGUGUGUGGACGGCAGGUGCGUGUGCCAGGAAGGCUUUGCCGGCGACGACUGCAAUGAGCCCCUGUGCCUCAACAACUGCUACAACCGCGGGCGGUGCGUGGAGAACGAGUGUGUUUGCGACGAGGGCUUCACAGGCGAAGACUGUAGUGAGCUCGUCUGCCCCAACGAUUGCUUCGACCGGGGACGCUGCGUCAACGGCACCUGCUACUGCGAAGAAGGCUUCACGGGCGAAGACUGCAGCAAGCUCACCUGCCCGCAAGCCUGCCACGGCCAGGGCCGGUGCGAGGAGGGGCAGUGCGUGUGCGACGAGGGCUUUGCCGGCGUGGAUUGCAGUGAGAAGAGGUGCCCUGCCGACUGUCACAACCGCGGCCGCUGCGUGGACGGGCGGUGUGAGUGUGACGACGGCUUCACGGGAGCUGACUGCGGGGAACUCAAGUGUCCCAACGGCUGCAGUGGCCACGGCCGCUGUGUCAACGGGCAGUGCGUGUGCGACGAGGGCUACACUGGGGAGGACUGCAGCCGGCUGCGGUGCCCCAAUGACUGUCACAACCGGGGCCGCUGUGUCCAGGGCAAGUGUGUGUGCGAGCAAGGCUUCCAGGGCUACGACUGCAGUGACAUGAGCUGCCCUAAUGACUGUCACCAGCACGGCCGCUGCGUGAACGGCAUGUGCGUCUGUGAUGACGGCUACAUGGGGGAAGACUGCCGGGAUCGCCGAUGUCCCAGGGACUGCAGCAACCGGGGCCGCUGCGUGGAUGGGCAGUGCGUGUGUGAGGAUGGCUUUGCGGGUCCUGACUGCUCCGAACUAUCCUGUCCCAACGACUGCCACGGCCAGGGCCGCUGUGUGAACGGGCAGUGCGUGUGCAAUGAGGGCUUCAUGGGCAAAGACUGCAAGGAGCAAAGGUGUCCCAGUGAUUGUCACGGCCAGGGUCGCUGCGAGGACGGCCAGUGCAUCUGCCACGAGGGCUUCACAGGCCUGGACUGCGGGCAGCGCUCCUGCCCCAAUGACUGCAGCAACUGGGGGCAGUGCGUCUCGGGCCGCUGCAUCUGUAGCGAGGGCCACACUGGGGAAGACUGCUCGGAGGUGUCGCCUCCCAAAGACCUCGUCGUGACAGAAGUAACAGAAGAGACUGUCAACCUGGCCUGGGACAAUGAGAUGCGAGUCACAGAGUACUUGGUCAUAUACACACCUACUCACGCAGGCGGCCUGGAAAUGCAGUUCCGCGUGCCUGGGGACCAGACAUCCACCACCAUCCGGGAGCUGGAGCCGGGUGUGGAGUACUUUAUCCGGGUGUUUGCCAUCUUGGAGAACAAGAAGAGCAUUCCCGUCAGCGCCCGGGUGGCCACGUACUUGCCUGCACCUGAAGGCCUAAAAUUCAAGUCCAUCAAGGAGACAUCUGUGGAGGUGGAGUGGGAUCCUCUGGACAUUGCUUUUGAAACGUGGGAGAUUAUCUUCCGGAAUAUGAAUAAAGAAGAUGAGGGAGAGAUCACCAAAAGCCUCAGGAGACCAGAGACCUCUUACCGGCAAACCGGUCUAGCUCCCGGGCAAGAGUAUGAGAUAUCUCUGCACAUCGUGAAAAACAAUACGCGGGGCCCUGGCCUGAAGAGGGUGACCACCACCCGUUUGGAUGCCCCCAGCCAGAUCGAGGUGAAGGAUGUCACAGACACCACCGCUUUGAUCACCUGGUUCAAGCCCCUGGCUGAGAUUGACGGCAUCGAGCUCUCCUACGGCGUCAGAGACGUGCCGGGCGACCGCACCACCAUCGAUCUCACAGAGGAUGAGAACCAGUACUCCAUCGGGAACCUGAAGCCCGACACCGAGUACGAGGUGUCCCUCAUCUCCCGCAGGGGGGACAUGUCAAGCAACCCAGCCAAAGAGACCUUCACGACAGGCCUGGAUGCUCCCAGGAAUCUCCGACGUGUCUCCCAGACAGACAACAGCAUCACCCUGGAAUGGAGGAAUGGCAAGGCGGCCAUAGACAAUUACAGAAUUAAGUACGCCCCCAUCUCUGGGGGUGACCACGCUGAGGUCGACGUCCCAAAGAGCCAACAAGCCACCACCAAAACCACACUCACAGGUCUGAGGCCGGGGACUGAGUAUGGGAUUGGAGUUUCUGCUGUGAAGGAGGACAAGGAGAGCAAUCCUGCCACCAUCAACGCGGCCACAGAUCUGGAUGCACCCAAGGACCUUCGGGUUUCUGAAACUGCAGAGACCAGCCUGACCCUGGCCUGGAGGACACCGUCGGCCAAGUUUGACCGCUACCGCCUCAACUACAGCCUCCCCACGGGCCAGCCGGUGGAGCUGCAGCUUCCCAGGAAUGCCACCUCCUACGUCCUGAGAGAUCUGCAGCCAGGGUGGGAAUACACCGUCCUCCUGACAGCCGAGAAGGGCAGGCACAAGAGCAAACCUGCACGCGUGAAGGCGUCUACCGAACAAGCCCCUGAAUUGGAAAACCUCACCGUGACUAAGGUUGGCUGGGAUGGCCUCAAACUCAACUGGACCGCACCUGACCGGGCCUAUGAGCACUUUGUCAUCCAGGUGCAGGAGGCCAACACGCUGGAGGCCGCCCAGAACCUCACGGUGCCCGGCAGCCUGCGGGCUGUGGACAUCCCAGGCCUCAAGGCUGCCACCCCUUACAGAGUCUCCAUCUAUGGGGUGAUCCGGGGCUCUACAACACCGGUGCUCUCUGCUGAGGCCUCCACAGGGAAAACUCCCAAUUUGGGCGAGGUCACGGUGUCCACGGUGGGCUGGGAUGCCCUCCGACUCCACUGGACCGCUCCAGAAGGGGCCUAUGAACGCUUUUUCAUUCAGGUGCAGGAGGCUGACACAACAGAGCCAGCCCAGAACCUCACAGUCCCAGGAGAACUGAGGUCCGUGGACCUGCCUGGGCUCAAAGCAGACACUCAUUAUACUGUCACCAUCCGAGGGGUCACCCAGGACUUCAGCACAACCCCUCUCUCUGUUGAGGUCUCGACAGAGGAAGUUCCAGGUCUGGGAAACCUCACAGUGACCGAGGUUAGCUGGGACGCCCUCAGACUGGACUGGACCACACCUGAUGGCACCUAUGACCAGUUUGUCAUUCAGGUCCGGGAGGCGGACCAGGUGGAAGAGGCUCGCAAUCUCACAGUUCCUGGCAGCCUGCGCUCCGUGGAAAUCCCUGGCCUCAGGGCUGGCACUCCUUACACAAUCACGUUGCACGGCGAGGUCAGGGGCCACAGCACUCAACCCCUUGCUGUGGAGGUCACCACAGAGGAGCUCCCCGAGCUGGGAGAUUUAGCCGUGACUGAGGUUGGCUGGGAUGGCCUCAAACUCAACUGGACCGCACCUGACCAGGCCUAUGAGCACUUUGUCAUCCAGGUGCAGGAGGCCAACACGCUGGAGGCCGCCCAGAACCUCACGGUGCCCGGCAGCCUGCGGGCUGUGGACAUCCCAGGCCUCAAGGCUGCCACCCCUUACAGGGUCUCCAUCUAUGGGGUGAUCCGGGGCUCUACAACACCGGUGCUCUCUGCUGAGGCCUCCACAGCCAAAGAACCUGAAAUUGGAAACUUAAGUGUUUCUGACAUAACUCCUGAGAGCUUCAAUCUCUCCUGGACAGCUGCUGAUGGGAUCUUCGAGACCUUUACCAUUGAAAUUAUUGAUUCCAAUAGGUUGCUGGAGGCGGUAGAAUAUAAUAUCUCUGGUGCUGAACGAACUGCCCACAUCUCAGGGCUACCCCCUAGUACUGAUUUUAUUAUCUACCUGUCUGGCCUUGCUCCCAGCAUCCGGACCAAAACCAUCAGUGCCACAGCCACCACAGAGCCAGAGCCACAGUUGGGCACGCUAAUCCUUAGCAAUAUUACUCCCGACAGCUUCAACGUGUCAUGGACCACUGGAGCUGGGCUUUUUGCAAAGAUUGUUAUCAAUGUGAGCGAUUCUCACUCGCUGCAUGAAUCCCAGCAAUUCACAGUCUCAGGAGACGCACAGCAAGCUCACGUCACAGGCUUGGUGGAGAACACUGGCUAUGACGUUAGUGUGGCAGGGACCACUUGGGCUGGGGACCCCACCAGACCCCUCACUGCCUUUGUCGUUACAGAGGCCCUGCCCCUUCUGGAAAACCUAACCAUUUCCGACAUUAAUCCCUACGGGUUCACAGUUUCCUGGAUGGCAUCGGAGAAUGCCUUUGACAGCUUUCUAGUAACGGUGGUGGAUUCUGGGAAGCUGCUGGACCCCCAGGAAUUCACACUUUCAGGAACCCAGAGGAAGCUGGAGCUUAGAGGCCUCAUAACCGGCAUUGGCUAUGAGGUUAUGGUCUCUGGCUUCACCCAAGGGCACCAAACCAAGCCCUUGAGGGCUGAGAUUGUUACAGAAGCCGAACCGGAAGUUGACAACCUUUUGGUUUCAGAUGCCACCCCAGAUGGUUUCCGUCUGUCCUGGACAGCUGAUGAAGGGGUCUUCGACAGUUUUGUUCUCAAAAUCAGAGAUACCAAAAAGCAGUCUGAGCCACUGGAAAUAACCCUCCUUGCCCCCGAACGUACCAGGGACAUAACAGGUCUCAGAGAGGCUACUGAAUACGAAAUUGAACUCUAUGGAAUAAGCAAUGGAAGACGAUCCCAGCCAGUCAGUGCUAUAGCAACAACAGCAAUGGGCUCCCCAAAGGAAAUCAUGUUCUCGGACAUCACUGAAAACGCAGCUACUGUCAGCUGGAUGGCACCCACUGCCCAGGUGGAGAGCUUCCGGGUUACCUAUGUGCCCAUCACAGGAGGUACACCCUCAGCGGUAACUGUGGAUGGAACCAAGACCCAGACCAGGCUGGUGAAGCUCAUACCUGGGGUGGAAUACUUCGUCAAUGUCAUUGCCAUGAAGGGCUUCGAGGAAAGCGAGCCUGUCUCAGGGUUGCUCACCACAGCUCUGGAUGGCCCAUCUGGCCUGGUGACGGCCAACAUCACUGACUCGACCGCCUUGGCCAUGUGGCAGCCAGCCAUUGCCACUGUGGACAAUUACGUAAUCUCCUACACAGGGGAAAGAGUGCCAGAAAUUACACGCACGGUGUCGGGGAACACGGUGGAGUACGCUCUGGCCGACCUCGAGCCUGCCACAGAAUACACGCUGAGAAUCCUCGCGGAGAAGGGGCCUCAGAAGAGCGCAGCCAUCACGACCAAGUUCACCACAGACAUCGAUUCUCCACGAGACUUGGCCGCUACUGAGGUUCAGUCGGAAACUGCCCUGCUCACCUGGCGACCCCCCAGGGCUUCGGUCACUGGUUACCUCCUGGUCUAUGAAUCUGUGGAUGGUACAGUCAAGGAAGUCAUUGUGGGUCCAGACACCACCUCCUACAGCCUGGCAGACCUGAGCCCGUCCACACACUACACAGCCAAGAUCCAGGCGCUAAACGGGCCCCUGAGGAGCAAGCUAGUGCAGACCAUCUUCAGCACAAUUGGACUCCUAUACCCAUUCCCCAGGGACUGCUCCCAAGCAAUGCUGAAUGGAGACACGACCUCUGGCCUCUACACCAUUUAUCUGAAUGGCGAUAAGGCCCAGGCCCUAGAAGUCUACUGUGACAUGACCUCUGAUGGGGGUGGAUGGAUCGUGUUCCUGAGACGCAAAAACGGACGUGAGGACUUCUACCGGAACUGGAAAGCCUAUGUUGCCGGAUUUGGGGACCGCAGAGAGGAAUUCUGGCUUGGGCUGGACAACCUGAGCAAAAUCACAGCCCAAGGGCAGUACGAGCUCCGGGUGGACCUGCGGGACCACGGGGAGACAGCCUUCGCCGUCUACGACAGAUUCAGCGUGGGGGAUGCCAAGACUCGCUACAAGUUGAAGGUGGAGGGGUACAGCGGGACAGCAGGUGACUCCAUGGCCUACCACAACGGCAGGUCCUUCUCCACCUUCGACAAGGACACGGACUCAGCCAUCACCAACUGUGCCCUGUCCUACAAGGGGGCUUUCUGGUACAGGAACUGUCACCGUGUCAACUUGAUGGGGAGAUACGGGGAUAAUAACCACAGUCAGGGUGUUAACUGGUUCCACUGGAAGGGCCACGAAUACUCAAUCCAGUUUGCUGAGAUGAAACUGAGACCGAGCAACUUCAGAAAUCUCGAAGGCAGGCGUAAACGGGCAUGAAUUCCAGGGACUACUGGGUGAGAGAGGAAUAGGGCCCAGAGAAAGGAACGGAUUUUACCAAAGCAUCAAUACUACCAGCCCAAUCAUCAAUCCACACCUGGGCGUCUGGCAAGAGUCAAAGUUGACCAUGGAUCACUGUGGCCAGCGGCAACUGCACGGGCCUCACCUACUCUGCGAUUACCUUCUUCGCACCAAAGACACCAGUCUCCAACAGGUUUCUGUUUUGUUGUUUGAUUCAGCAAAAAUCUUCCAGUGACAACAUCACAAUGGUUUUUACUUCUCUUGGGUGGCUCUGGGAAUGGGAGAGGGGUAGGCUGUACAGUGGUAGUUUGUUUUAGAACCAGCUGUAUUUUACACAAAGCUGUAUAAUUAAUUGUCGUUAUUUUUGUUAGCAAAGAUUAAAUGUGUGUCAUUGGAAGCCGUCCCUUUUUUUUUUUUUACAUUUCAUACAACAGAAACCAGAAAAGCAAUAUUGUUUCAAUUUUUAAAAUAUGAUUAAUAUUAUUAAUAUAAUAAUGAUGAUGAAAACUAAGGAUUUUUAAAGAGAUCUUCCUUUCCAAAACACAUCUGGACAGUACCUGAUUGUACUUUUUGUUUUUUAAUAAAAGCACAAUACUUUUGA
Molecule: messenger RNA, 7814 nt
Organism: Lemur catta (Ring-tailed lemur)
Lineage: Eukaryota; Metazoa; Chordata; Mammalia; Primates; Lemuridae
Gene: TNC
Product: tenascin C
Exons: 29
Coding region: 311-7192 (2293 amino acids)
Molecular function (GO): protein binding
Source: RefSeq, a predicted model, not a curated record